CAUUGAGAUGACUGAAAAGUUCACCUUCGAUCCCAAGGCUGGCAUCGACAACCCAGCGCUGGUCAUCACAGAGGAAACAGAUGUGAACUUUGUCCCCACUCCCCGGCGCUGCCGCCUGAGGCGCUCCAACGAGGAGACUUUUGGCUUCUGCCUGCGUCUGGAGGAGGCUACUGAGGGUCAUGUGAUCAGACAGGUGGAGCCCUGGAGCCUCGCAGAACGCAGUGGACUCCAGGACGGAGACCGCGUGCUGGAGAUCAACGGGGACUUUGUGGACCACCUGGAGCACUACAAGGUUGUACAAAGAAUCCAAGUGAGCGGAUUGGUGGUGUCCCUCCUGGUACUGGCUGGACCAGACUAUGAACGGGCACGAGCGCUAGGAAUGGACCUAAGGUCUUUGGCAUGGAUGCAUGGACCUCACCUGGACCACAGAACUCCUCGACUUUGUUACAUCACAGCAGAUGUCAAUGCAAGCUUUGGUUUCAGCAUCCAACCCACAGAGGGUUUGAAGGAUAAGGUCAUUCUCAACACAACAGCCAAUGGACCAGCUGAGGCAGCAGGAGUUCAAAAUGGAGACAGACUGAUCUGGAUUGACGGCACAGAUGUGUCUGACCUGACACGCUCGGCACUGAACAAGAUGGUUCGCAAGUGCCGCAAUCAUGUGACCUUGCUGGUGAUUGACAGUACCAGCGAGGAGAGUUACACACAGAGAGGCAUCACUAUAGUACCCGCAAUGGCAAAACCUAGCAACCUGCCCCACUUUCCACACAAGCUGUUCUUGACACAGGGACCAGAGGGUUAUGGCUUUCUGCUCCGUCAAGAGAGGACGUCUGCGGGGAGAAUAGCUCAUUUCCUUCGAGAAGUGGAUCAGAAAAGCCCAGCUGAGCAUGCUGGGAUGCGUGAUGGGGACCUUCUUCUGGCUGUGAAUGGAGAUCCAGUGGAUGAUUUGGAACAUGAAGACAUAGUCGCCAAAAUUCGGGCGAGUGGCAGUCAGGUAACCCUAACUGUCAUUGAUAGCAAAGGCAGCGACUUCUACGCUCAGCUGCACCUCUCUCCCCUUGCCUUUGUGGGCCACUUGGAACUGAAGGAAGAAGAAAGCAGGGUACAAGAAAAAGUGCCUACGUUCUGAGGAGCUCUGCAUCCUCACAGCUUCAUCUGAAAGGUGCUAUGAUGGGGAUACGUCACUUAAUAGAUUGGAGGUGUGACUCAGUGGUCCAGUGGUAAGUGAUGCUGUCUCACAGCUCCAGUGGUCACAGUCUCAGUCCCAUCCUGGGUACCGUCUGCAUGGAGUUUACAUGCCCUCCACAUAUCUGUGUGCAUCUUCCCUUCAGGUACUCUGCUUCUCCACCCACAUUCCAAAAACACGUCUUAGGUGAAUUUUCAGCUGUGCAAUUGGGUCCAGUGUGGGAGUGCGUUUGCGUGUGAACAUACCCUGCACUGGACCGGUACCUGCUUUAUGCCAUUAAGAUACCUACUGGAAAAUUUGAAACAGGAGAAUCUGGUUAGAAAAUGGACAAAUGGACAGAUUGGUGUGGGAGAAAGGGUAGGCCACCAAGAUAAGUACAAGAGACCUAAAUCUGGAGAAUCUAUUUAGAAAUGGAUGAAUGGACAGAUUGGUGUGGAGGAGAGGUCUACUGUGGCAUAGAGUUUAGAAACUGGGGUUGGAGCUAUCUCAUAACCAAUGGUGAAUUAUACUGGGACCAGAGAUACUUGAGAUAGUGCAUUGAAUAACAUUUACGGUGGUGUCCUAUCACAAUGAAGUCCUACAGUAGGGAGGGACAAAAAUGUAAAAGGGGGGUCAACUGUUUCUGGGUGGGUGUGCAGCAAUGGACAGCACUUCUUCAAUGUGAUGAAUUGGCAUUGGGCAGGCCUAUCAUUAAAUUAAAGUUGAAGUAUUGGAGUUGAGUUAUUGAGUAACAUUUGAGGGGAAUGGGGGACACCAGUAGAUUCGGAAAAUAUUCAGAGACCCCUUCCUGUUUUUUUCACAAUUUCUUAUGCUGCAGCCUUCUACUAAAAUUGUUUCAGUUCAUCUUUCCCCUCCUCAAACAGCAGUCAAUACCCCAGGAUGACAAAGCGAACACAAGAGUUUACUAUUUUUUUCAAAUGUAUCAAAAAUCAAAAAGUGAAAUAUCACAUUGACAUUUCUUGCUUGUUACAUUUCUGUAUUUCUUCAGCUUCUUUAUUUCAAGAACAGCAGAAGCAUCAACCAUAAUAUCAGAUUCCCAUGCAUCCUCCUACACAUCCACUUACAUUGGGACAUCUUGAAACUGCUGUUUAACCCACGGCACCUCCAAGGGGUGGAAAAGGGGGGCCAAGGCCAGCAUAUUAAAAUACUGUGCACCCCACUGGCCACUUACAGGAGUUGACUCCAAUUGGUUGUCCAAGAUGGUGAAGUUGAUUCCAUUGGGUGGUCCAAGAUGGUGGAGUUGACUCCAAUGGGUGGUCCAUGUGGAUGGGGUAGACUUCAAUGGGUGAUCUCCAAGU
Polypterus senegalus (gray bichir) is the source of this 2481-nucleotide messenger RNA. Its product is annotated as Na(+)/H(+) exchange regulatory cofactor NHE-RF4-like. Gene Ontology annotation, molecular function: signaling receptor binding; protein-membrane adaptor activity. Bases 8 to 1126 code for a protein of 372 amino acids. The transcript is spliced from 8 exons. The record is from RefSeq and is a predicted model, not a curated record. NCBI's taxonomy places the organism in Eukaryota, Metazoa, Chordata, Cladistia, Polypteriformes, Polypteridae. Gene Ontology annotation, biological process: protein localization to plasma membrane. Gene Ontology annotation, cellular component: apical plasma membrane.